UUGUGAGGAAAUUUCAAGGCAAAUAGUUUAACUUUUAUUUAAAAAAAAAAAUUAUUAUACUGCAUGAUGGAAGCAUUUGGAACGAUAGUGGAAUACUGCCAAGAGAAAAAUACUGCAGAAAGUCUCAGUUGUUCUGGGAUUUACAUGGGUAAAGGAGUAGUCCUUACUCAUGGCACAAUUGUAAUUGAUAUUUUGAAAGAUAGAAGAGCCCAACCACUUGUUCAAGAACUUGUAUCAAAGGGUUACACACGCAAUGGAAACAAAGCAAACGUGUUGAACUCGGUCCUUCAGUCGACUCAGUCAAGUUUCCAAGUACUGUUACCAGCAGAGCAAUUUGCUUCUUCAUUAGAGUCUGCUCAAGCCAACAAACAGUGUCUUAAUAAACCAAUGAAUUCUAAAGACUAUAAUAACCAAAUGCAAAAAGAAAAUGCAGGUUCCUUAUUUCCCAUUAGAGAGCAGAAUAAUAUAUUCCUUAAUGGUAGUCAAAUCUCUUGGCCAUCCAGAUCAUUACAAAAAGCAACAUCCAACUAUUUGUCUUUCCCAGCCAGUGUUGAUUUGAUGUUUUUUCAUCCUGGGAUCAAGAAAAGUAUUGCAAGCAUUAUGCCAGCUUCUGAUGGAUGGAAGUUUAGAGAGACUGCAAAAUAUAAAUAUGCUGCUGCUCUUGAAACUCUCAUCAUCUCCACUUUUGUGCUACUCAAGAUUAUACCAGAAAAGAGUCAUGACUACAUCAUGGAAGCUUCUAGUCAAGAUGUUAUUUAUCUUACUCAAAAAAUGCUAUCUUUCACAGGCAUAAGUAGUAAAGGAAUGACUGUUUAUGUAGAGAGUUCUCCUUUUGGUUCCUUGGCUCCUGGUGUGUUCCUUAACUCUCUCAGUAGUGGUAUCAUUAGCAAUGUUGACCACAUUGCUGCGAAUAUCAUGUUUACAGAUGCCAGGUGCAUCAUGGGGUCUGAGGGUGCUCCAGUUUUUACAGUAAUAGAAGGAAUGAAACAUCUAUGUGGACUUGUUAUCUCACCUUUCUGCUGGAGAGAUGGCGAGUGGCUUGGACUCACUCUUCUUGCGUCGGCAAAUCAAGUUCUGCAAACUCUACUCUGCUCCUUAAAGUCUGAGGUUGAUAAGGAAGACAGAAAGACUGGACAGUCUCUCAGGCAUGACAAGUCAAUAGAAAUUAAGCAUUUGGGGCAAUCACUUGACCACAUUCCCAGGAAGGAAUAUCUUAAGUCAGAAUAUGCUCACCAUUUAAAUAGGGGCAUUGUGGCUGUUUGCUGUGGCAAAGGCUACGGAAGUGGCAUCAUAAUAAAUACCUCGCCAGGAGUCAUCCUAACAUGUGCUCAUGUUACUCAUCCGGCCACUAGUGGAGAUGUCAGAAUAAUUUUAUCAGAUGGUAGAAGCUUACAAGGACAAGUGAUUCACCAAACUCAACCAAGUACAUUGAACCACCAGACUGAAUCAGGCAUCCAGGAGCCAAGUGUCUGGGAUCUGGCUGUCAUCACCACAACCAGUACACUUCCUUUUGCCCUUCCAUUGGCUUCUAAACUACCUCCCAAAGGGUCAUCAGUUGUAGUAGCAGGUUAUGGAAUUUUCUCUCCCAGAUGUCUACCUACCCCAACACUAUCGCAAGGUGUCAUGUCAAAAGUGGUCAGCUUCCCACUUUAUAUGUUUCAGUGGCCCACACACCUACACUGUCAAGAAUGCAGUAAAUAUAGUUUAAAGAACACUGACAAAUGCAAUAAUGGCAUUCCGGUGACCAAUUUGAGAGAUGAUGUACUUAAGCAAAAGAAUGAUAGUAUAAGGAUUGCAGAUUUAAAAGAUAAAAAUACAUGCAUUGACUUUACAAAAAAAGAUAAUUUUCUAAGUGUUACCAAUAGAUUUACUGAUGGUGAUAUGUUUGUGAGCAGUAAUACCAACAAUAUGGUGCCAGUGAUCAUGCAGACAACAUGUGCAGUGUAUGCUGGCACCAGUGGUGGAGCAGUUGUAUCAGUUCAUCCCCAACAUGGACUGGAAGUAAUUGGAGUUGUUGUGUGUAACACUUGUGAUACAUUUAGGAAAGCCACUUUUCCACACAUCAACCUGGCAGUUCCCUCUCCAGCCAUUUUUAAAAUCAUUGAAACUUUUAUAUCUUGUGGAGACAAGACAGUGCUGAAGUACUUGGAUGCUGAGUGUUCAGCUGCAUCACAACUGUGGUUGCUGGGGCUCACACCUCAGUCACGCUUGUAAGUUACUGGAUCUUAUCUCUGGAAUCAAACAUUUAAUUUAUAUACUUAAGUAAAAUUAGAUUGGGCUACCAUCUGGGAGGUCUUAAAAAUCUUUGGUUGAGGAGUUGCUAGGUGAAAGUUUAUUGCACCUAGCAGUCAAGUUUGCAUGAAAGUGAAUUGCGAGGCAAGAAUGUGUAUUA
Messenger RNA from Cherax quadricarinatus, 2392 nucleotides. The record is from RefSeq and is a predicted model, not a curated record. NCBI's taxonomy places the organism in Eukaryota, Metazoa, Arthropoda, Malacostraca, Decapoda, Parastacidae.